AUGUGGUCACUGACAUGGGCAUUUGCCGUGGCCGUCCUUCUGGUGGCGGCGACUGCCGAAGCAAAGCCUUCGCAUCAUCACUUCAAUCACCAUUUCAAUCACUUCGAUGGACACCACUUGGAUGCGCUCCAUGCCCUGCCACAUCACUUGGAUUACGCGGUGCAGGAGGCCGUCCUGCCAGCUCCAGCUCCAGUGCUUCCUGCAGUGGCUCCUCCUCCGGCCUUUGCUCCUACUUUCGUACCUCCAGCUCAUGUCUAUGCUCCGGCACCACUUCUUCCAGCUCCAGCACCACUUCUUCCAGCUCCAGCUCCACUGUUGCCUGCCCCAGCUCCAUUGUUACCCGCUCCAGUUUCAGUUUUACCAGCACCUGGAUGCCUGCCAGCUGCUGCCCCACUUUUACCGGAGUUCCACCUGCCUACUGUUCAUCACCAUGUGUUGCCACCUGUGCUGGAGGCAGUACCCUUUGCACCCAGCUAUCGUGCCAUUCCUGGACCCAAGACCACCACCCACAAGGUGUCCAUUGGGUACGCCUUUCCCAAGCUGCUGGCCAAGCCGCAUGUCCACCUGAAGGCCCUGCCCCUGAAGUGGGCCCAUCACAAGGACUGGUCCUUGUUCUAG
Molecule: messenger RNA, 618 nt
Organism: Drosophila serrata
Lineage: Eukaryota; Metazoa; Arthropoda; Insecta; Diptera; Drosophilidae
Source: RefSeq, a predicted model, not a curated record